CUCCUUCGGGUGAGCUCCGCCCGGUCCUGGGGGGUGGGCGCUGCCAUGGCGCACAUCACUAUAAACCAGUACCUGCAGCAGGUCUAUGAAGCAAUCGACACCAGAGACGGGGCAUCCUGUGCGGAGCUGGUGUCUUUCAAGCAUCCUCAUGUUGCCAACCCACGGCUUCAGUUGGCCUCUCCAGAAGAGAAGUGUCAACAAGUUUUGGAACCCCCUUAUGAUGAAAUGUUUGCAGCUCAUUUAAGGUGCACUUACUCAGUGGGGAACCAUGACUUCAUAGAGGCAUACAAAUGCCAGACUGUCAUCGUCCAAUCAUUCCUACGGGCAUUUCAGGCCCACAAAGAAGAAAACUGGGCUCUGCCUGUUAUGUAUGCAGUAGCACUUGAUCUUCGAAUAUUUGCCAAUAAUGCAGAUCAGCAGUUGGUAAAGAAAGGAAAAAGCAAAGUUGGGGACAUGUUGGAAAAAGCAGCUGAAUUGUUGAUGAGCUGUUUCCGCGUCUGUGCCAGUGACACUCGCGCUGGUAUAGAGGAUUCUAAGAAGUGGGGGAUGCUGUUUCUGGUGAAUCAGUUAUUCAAGAUUUACUUUAAGAUCAACAAACUCCAUUUGUGUAAACCCCUAAUCAGAGCCAUUGACAGCUCAAACCUGAAAGAUGAUUACAGCACUGCACAGAGGGUGACAUACAGGUACUAUGUUGGACGAAAGGCCAUGUUCGAUAGUGACUUUAAGCAAGCCGAGGAGUACUUGUCCUUUGCCUUUGAGCACUGUCACCGUUUAAGUCAGAAGAACAAAAGGAUGAUUCUGAUAUAUUUACUCCCAGUAAAAAUGCUCUUGGGUCAUAUGCCAACCAUUGAGCUUUUGAAAAAGUACCAUCUCAUGCAGUUUGCUGAAGUAACCAAAGCUGUAAGUGAAGGCAAUCUCCUUCUAUUGAACGAGGCUCUGACGAAGCACGAGACCUUUUUUAUUCGCUGUGGUAUCUUCCUUAUCCUUGAAAAGCUGAAGAUCAUCACCUACAGGAAUCUUUUUAAGAAAGUGUACUUGUUACUCAAAACACACCAGUUGUCUCUGGAUGCUUUUCUAGUUGCGUUGAAAUUCAUGCAGGUGGAAGAUGUGGACAUUGAUGAAGUCCAGUGUAUUCUGGCCAACCUGAUAUACAUGGGUCACAUUAAAGGCUAUAUAUCACAUCAGCAUCAGAAGCUAGUUGUCAGCAAGCAGAACCCAUUCCCUCCGCUGUCUACAGUGUGUUGAAUGUAUAAACAGUCCUGAGAAGAAGUGUGUUUCUCUAGUUUUUUAUUGUGCUGAUGAAAUCAUUCCUGUGCCAAGAUUUUAUUCUCUGCAGCUGGAAUCUGUCUGGGGCUCUUUACCCAGGGAUGCUGAAACUGAACUUGCCAUCACACACGGACACCUUGAAAUCUCCGUCAUCGCUCAUAACUAAUGUCAACCUCACGGAGACCUGGAAUUCCUUUUUCAGACAUUGCAGACCCCUCCUUUGGCUCUGGCGUGUUGGUGAAACUUCUGUGAAGGAGGCUCUGUCUCAGGCAGCUAUAGUUUACUUCUCCAUAAGUGUUGUUCAUAAAUGCAUCUUUGUAACUUUUUAUAUAAGUCUUUCUAUAAAAAAGGCAUCCUGAAUUUAUACAAAUGGCAUAUUCUUUAUUAUGUCUUCUGUGAUACCAAAUUUUGUUAAGACUUUAAAAUUCGCUUUGGUCCCCCACUGCCCUCACCAUUAGUCUGCAUUAGAUUAAGCUAUAUUUACUUGGGCCUGGUCCCAACAGGAUCUCAAAUAAUUAAACUUCAAAUAAAAGAAGACUUUCAGAGAAAUGGGCCAAUGCAUCUACAGAUUGCCCCCCCCCCCAAAAGUUAAAUUCUUGGGUUAAAGUAUAAUAUCAGAAAUGAAAGAGAUACUUAGUGUAUUUUAGAACUGUUAGACUUAAAAAUCUGAAUUGUGUUUAAACUCCCUGUAGUUCACUCAAGAGUGUCCAAAUCAACUCACAUUUAUAAUCCCUUAAAAUUAUCUCUACUCUUCAACAAUAAGAAGGCACUGGCAGACCACAGUCCCCCUAGUAAUGCUCCUGGAGUUAGCGCUGCCCUCUUUCCACCACGUCUGCGGGUCUACAGAGCAGUUAGCUUAAAGCUGCUCUUAUUUCUCUCAGGGAAACGGGGGGACUGGAAAUAAUAUGCACUUAGUUGAGGAGCAGUUUUGCCAGUUCCUUAACUUAAGCACUAAGAGAUUAACCUAAAAGUAAACAUUUCCAUCCAUUUGCUCUCACUUUUUAUCCUGGCACAAACUCAGACCCCAGUGUGGAAUGGAGUUCUGCUCUGCAGGGAAGCACAGUUUGGGGCCGGACUUGAGUUCUGUCAUUCUGUGUUGAGGCUGCAGUCUUCAUCAUGAUAAUAGAUAAUCACUGUGAUUCAACACGCUUCCAGCUUUCAACUCAGCUCUGUUUGGUGGAUGCUAUUAUUACAGCAUUUAGAUCCCAGGAAUGUGGCACAAAGGUGUUAACAGAACCAGCGAGCUGGUUGAGUAGCGGAGUUGAGGGACUCGGUGCUGGCUCUGAUCCAGCAGCUCCCUGGAACCUGCCUGGGAGUUUUCCCUCCAUGGGAAGUGCCUCUCUGAGCACAUAGCCCUGUUUAAAUGCAUCACAUUUUCUGUCUUCUUUCAACCUCUUGUGCUUCCUGAUUCUUUCUUUAAAACUGUAUGGUAUUCCUCUCGGUUUUAUUUUUUUCUUUGGUGCUACCUCUUCUGUUAUAGUUGCUUCUUCUAACACCAAGCAACCCUUUCAUGCACACUGGCAAUCAGCGAACCUGGCACAACUGUGAGGUCACUCUUUGUCUAUAACUAGCAAUUCUUAGAAGCUUCCAUCCCAAAGACAUACACUUACUUAUUGUAUGUUUGUUGAUAGACUAACCCACGUUCAUUGACUCGAUAGCAUCAGAAAGCAUUAGAGUUGGAAAAGGAGAGAGUUUUUAAGAAACUGAGUUAUUAUGAUCAACA
Molecule: messenger RNA, 2989 nt
Organism: Hipposideros armiger (great roundleaf bat)
Lineage: Eukaryota; Metazoa; Chordata; Mammalia; Chiroptera; Hipposideridae
Gene: PCID2
Product: PCI domain containing 2
Exons: 14
Coding region: 46-1245 (399 amino acids)
Biological process (GO): post-transcriptional tethering of RNA polymerase II gene DNA at nuclear periphery; poly(A)+ mRNA export from nucleus; transcription elongation by RNA polymerase II
Cellular component (GO): transcription export complex 2
Molecular function (GO): double-stranded DNA binding; RNA binding
Source: RefSeq, a predicted model, not a curated record